Saccostrea echinata is the source of this 7221-nucleotide messenger RNA. RefSeq names its product F-actin-uncapping protein LRRC16A-like. The record is from RefSeq and is a predicted model, not a curated record. Gene Ontology annotation, cellular component: lamellipodium; plasma membrane. Lineage: Eukaryota; Metazoa; Mollusca; Bivalvia; Ostreida; Ostreidae. Gene Ontology annotation, biological process: regulation of Arp2/3 complex-mediated actin nucleation; cell migration. The transcript is spliced from 40 exons. Gene Ontology annotation, molecular function: protein binding. Bases 71 to 5050 code for a protein of 1659 amino acids.
UAAUGGGGGAAUAUAUAUGUGUUAAAACUUAAUGAUGGGUUGUUAGCAGAAAAAAGAACUGUUGUCUGAAAUGGAGACUACAAUGCCUGUUGCUCCACCCAGAAAAAGGAGAUCGAUGCAAGUAGAAUCUGCAGGACAAGCACCACGUGUGUCUACAAUAACUAUUGAAAGUUUAGAUAAAAAAUUGGAACCAAAACCAUUGAAAUCUGUUUCUCCAUCAAUGUUGAGCUUGGAUGCAUUUUCAGACAGUAUCCGAGAAGUUCUGGGCAAGAAUGUCACCCUGUAUCAGAAGUUUAUGGUGAAACAUGAAGUUAGGCCUGAUAAAUUUGAGAAAAAGAUCAUUGGUCUGACGGGAUGCAGAUUGUUUCUAUUUAUUGUGAAGACACCUACCAAGGUGGAUCAAGAUUUCAACUUUUUAGACAUUCAAGGAUUGGAAAGCAAAAAGAAGAAUCAGCUGACAAUCAGUGUAACAGAUGGCAAGCCUAUCUCUCUGGUUACGCUGGACGCAGAUUCUGAUGACUUUGAUCUCAUGAUUACACACAUUGGCAGGUCUUUGAAAAACAUAUUCCCAGUUUUUCCAAUCGAGAGAUUCAUCAAGAAAAUUGAUGUUCAGCCAUCAGAUCGCCUACGACCAAUGCAGGACUUAAUGAAGGAAAUAGAAAAGAAAGAGCAGGGGCCAUGUGGGGGGUACUCCAUUAUGUAUGCGUGUAUGUGUGACUACCAUAACACAGCAUACAGAGAGGAGGUGGCAUGGGAUGUAGAUACAAUAUAUUUAUCACAGGAUUCAAGGGAGCUAAAUCUGCAAGACUUUGACCAUUUAAGUCUAAAGGAUCUAGUUCCCAUAAUUGGUGCUUUAGAAAACAACACGUGGUUCACAAAAUUAACGGCCAGUAAAAUCAAACUUACUUCAGAUGCCCAGAGUGAGAUUCUGAAAGUGAUGAAGCGAAACAACACAAUAGAAGAACUGGACCUCAGUAGCACAGGAAUCACGGUAGAUUUUGUACAGAAGUUAGCAACAGCCAUUUUAUCUAACACUUCAUCCCAGCUACAGAGAAUUGAUCUGUCCAAGAACUCUCUAGAAGAUAAAGCUUUGGUACAUUUUAUUGGAUCACUAAAAAAUCUGUCUCGGGGACUAGUGCACCUCGACAUCUCAAACACAAAGGUCCUAGGGAAGGGGCUUAAUAAAGUCUGCGAGAGUCUAUCACAGAGUCCAACCAUUAUCCAAUCACUUCACUCCCUCAACAUUUCGGAAAACCCCAGCAAGGGAGAAGACUUACAAUGUCUAUACAAUUUCCUGGCCCAAGGAAACAACAUCACAUUUCUAGAUCUCUCAGGAACAGACUGUGCUUUAGAACUGCUGUGUGCUGCCUUAUUAAGAGGAAGUUGUGCUUCUUUAACUCAUUUAAAAGUUGCCAGGAAUGUGUUUACUCACAAGAAAACCAAAGAUGUGAUUGUACAGGGGACGUGGAAGACAUUUUUCUCCAGUGUUUAUGGCCUGGAGUGCCUUGACUUGUCAGGAUGUAGAUUACCUCCAGAGGCUCUUAAAGAGAUGCUUCUAGGAAUAGCAUGUAAUAUGCACAUCAAAGACCUUCACCUUGACCUCAGCAACAAUGACCUUCAGUCACAAGGUGGACAGGUUUUAGGGAGUUGUAUUGGAAAUAUCAGCAGUAUCACCAGUCUUGAUAUUAGUAAUAAUAAUUUCAACCAAUCGAUAGUGAGUUUACUUGAUUGGAUAAAGAGCAAUCGAAGUAUAAAGUAUCUGUCGAUUGGACAAAACUUUGACAACAUCAAACCAAAACAUAUGACAGCAGUUAUGGAGGGAGUUGUCAACCUCAUUCAAGAUGAAUCCUGUUGUAUAGAAUCUCUGUCGCUGGCCGAUUCCAGACUUCGGAACAAUCUCUCUGAUAUCAUAAAUGCCCUGGGCAGCAAUGUAAGCCUAACAGAAAUUGACAUCAGUGGGAAUCAGAUUGGAGACUUUGGAGCCCGUAUGCUCAGUAAAGCCCUUCAGAUUAACUCCAAGUUAAAAUGCAUUUUGUGGGACAAAAAUUUAGUCACGGCACAGGGCUUUGAGGAUAUAGCUGUAGCUCUACAAAAGAAUUAUGCCUUAAGAAAAAUGCCCAUGCCAAUAAAUGAUGCAUCUGUAGCCCUCCAGAAACAAGGGGAGAGAACUGAGGCUGCCCUUCAGAAAAUAGAGAGUUUACUACAGAGGAAUCACAGUCCACAGAAAUUCUCCUCAGACCAGGCUUACAGACUACAGCAGGGCUUCCUCAUCAGUUCUACACAGCAGAUGGUUGACAGACUUGUAGUUCAGGUUCAGGAUGCUGUUAAUGCCCUCAGUCUGGGCUCCACUGAUGGCUUCCAGACAGAUAUUGACCAGGCCACCAGUGUCAUUAAAGAUGCAGAUAAUUCCAAACAGCUGCUACCUCAUUUACAAAGAAUAGCCAUGAAAUCAAUAGAUACAGGAAACCCAGUGGAGACUGAGUUAAAAGAUCUGACUGAUAACCUGAAAGACGUCCUACAGGCCCAGAUCAAGAAAACAGUUACAGACAUGAUUGAGUGCACAGGAAAUCAAUGCUCAGGAGUUACCUCUGAUAAGGAUUUUAUGUUUGAGUUAGUGUCUGGAUGUUCUGAGAGAAGUACUUUACCUAAAGGUUUCACUAAACACCUGAUGGAUGGGGUAGAAACUGAUAUCUACAACAAAGUUAGCGAGAUUAACUUGGCAGUGGCAGCACACAUAUCUGACACAGUCAUUGAUGGUGUAAUAGAGACAUUGACAGACAGUCACAAGACACUGAUGUCUCACCUGAAACAGAAGCGAUCUGAGGAUCGUCCUGUCUCCACAGAGUCUAAAGAGAAGGGGGUGGAGAAAGUGGAGGAAGCAGAGAAAGUCCCCCUCAGGAUUUCCAUCAAAGCUGAUUCCCCUGGGGCAUCAUCUAAAAGCAGUCAUGAUAAUCUAGAAGUACCUGAAAACAGUUAUAUUGCGUACACGGUACCAUUUCUACAGACACACCCCUACAGUACACCAAACUUAACCAACAAGAGAAAAAGUGUUCAUGCCCGGAAAAUGCGACCACCUACAGUUAUUGAUCCAGGGCAGGUUGCUCAAGCUUUACAAAUUCACCAAGCCAAGGAGAAUGACCUUGAAGAGUCAAAGGUCAGUGAUGUUGCAGAGGUCAAGGGCACAGAAACCAUUAAAGAAGUUGGUUCACAAGAGGAUUUAACUGCUGUAGUAACUAAGCAUUCUGGUGAAAAAUUAGAACUAGAUUCAGUGGGUGAUUUACCAGAUGCUUCUUCAAAACUCACCCAUCUUGGCAAAACACGGCCCAAAGGCCCAAAUCGGCGACGCCCAUCUGCCCGCCCACAGGAAAAUGGGAGGGAGGCCAGUGCUGGACUAAAGGCUGAUGAGGGUCUAGACUCAUUCUUCACAAGUAGUAGCACUGGAGAGAUCACCACAGAUUUAGGGACUCCCAAGUCUAGCAAGUCUGAUAGGAAAGAGAGUGUGGACAAAGGGUCAAACAAAAAGAGUGAACCUCCAGCAAAGCCUACAACAGAAAAACCAAAGAAAAAAGGUUUCUUUGGUAGGAACACAGGAAAAGAUACAAAGGACCAGUCAGAGGAAAAGCAGGAGAAGGCUAAAGGGGGUGGAAUUGGUAAAUUUUUUGCUAAAAAAGCCUCUGAAGUCAAAAGAUCAACCUCAGACAAGAAGGAUAAGACACCUGAGAAACCAGAACCUGCAGCUAAAGGAGAGGAAGUUGGUACUGACAUCCAGGAAGAAGAACCAGAAGCGGAUACUAAAUCAGUCACAGAAAAUUCUACUCCUGAUGCAACCCCUGAGAAAGAAGAGGAAAAUAAAGAUGAGAAGGAAGUAGAGGACACAGCACCUGAGGAGAAGAAGGAGGAGCCUCCCAAAAGACGACCUCCAGUGGGAGGAGUCGGAAUCAUGGGUGGACCAAUGGGCAUGAACUUCUUAUCAGAGAUGAAAGCCAACAAACGAUUCUCCACUCUGAAUAUAGACAAGGAGGAGAGGAAGCCAACAGUUGCUUUACUUCCUCCAGGGAAGAAAUCCCCAUCGAGCAAUCUCCCUCAACCCCAGAAAGAGACACCCAAGGAAACUCCACUGAAAUCGGUGGAGGAGACAAAAGCAGAGGAGGCACCAAAAGUGGAAAAUCCACCCAAAGAAGAGCCGAAAGAGGAGCCAAAAGAGGAGUUAAAAGAGGAAUCCAAGAAAGAGGAGAAGCCCUCCACUGAGGAAAAAACAGAUACUGAGAAUAAAGCUGUAGAGAAAGAUGACACAGAAGACAAACCAACCCAGAACUCGGCUGAGGAAACUAAACCUAAUACAGCUGAAGAAAGUAAACUCAGCCAAACUGAGGACAAUCUAGCAAAGCCAGCCCAGGAUAAUAAACCUAAUCCAGCAGCAAUGUUGGGGAAUGUGCUUAGUCAGUCGAAGUCUAAGCCAUCACCUACUCCUCGGGCAGCUCCAAGGAAGAUUGCUGAGGACUCUGCUGACUCCUCUUCCUCACCACGGUCCUCAAGAACAUCCAGGGAGUUCCCUGUAUCUAAACCCUUGCCGCUGAGGCCAAAACCACCACCCAAAGCUCCCAAGCCAUCAGGCGUGGGUCGAAAAUCGGAGGAAUUCAAACAAAAAGAGAGCCCUAAGGAAGGGAUUUUGAAAAAAGAAGCACCUGCUGAGGUGGACAAAAAAUCAGCAAUAAAUUCCAGUCAAGACGAUGACAGUGGAGUAGUAGUGGAUUCCGCAACACUCCGGUUGUCUGUUGGAGAGAAAAUUAAAAGACUGAGCCAGAGAUUACCGGAACCAGAGCCUUCGUCAACUUCGAGCAAAACAAGUUCACUUCCCAAAAAUGUUUCAUUGAAAAGUUCUCUGAAAUCAGAAGUCAAAGAGAAUGGGGAGUCUGGAAAAACAGAUACUGAUAAAGAACAGGAAAAAUCCGAGGAUUCCAAACGUUCUUCUGACUCGGAUAAAUCUGAGACAUCGGGCGAAAGUGCAAUAGAAAACACAGAACAAACUGAUGAAGAAAUCAUGGUUUAAUCAUAUGGUCAUCUUAGUCUUAAAAUAUCAUUAGAGGGCAGGCAUCACUUAUUCAUUUAUUUUUUGUGAAAGGAAGAAAAGAUUGUAUACUGUCAGUGUCUUAUUUUAAAUUCUUGGUUUUAAUAUGAUUUUGAUUUAUAAUACCAAGCCAAAAAGUCAUAUAUUUUUUUUAUAAAGAAAUGUUAUAAAUUGUUUGAUAUAUGUGAAACAUUUUCAAGAUAUUAUGGUAUUUACUAUUAUUUAAAAUCUACUUGUCAGAUUAUUUUACUAAUGAUUGCUGUGGGAGCUGGAAUUUUGUCCAAUUGUUGAUUUAUGUUGCUGGUAUGAUGUUUUUUAGGUAGUGCUUGUGUACUAGAAUUUUGAUGUAUAAUCUAAAUUUGUAAAAAUUGAAAAAAAGAUACUAACUCAGUCAUUGAAUAAAUAAGAAGACUGUAUACCCAUGAAAUUGAAUUAUAUCAAUUAUAUAUGUAAUUGUGCUUAAGUGAACAGAUAUAUUCAAUCUGUAUUUCUUUAGUGCUUAGAGAUACACAUUUACAUGUGGAUGUGCUUUUGUACAGAUAUUUAAAUUUCUUUUUUUUUGUUUAUGGGUAAAAUUUGUUGACUUAUUCUUGUCUACAUAACUCAUUUGAACAUGUCAUCUACAUGUACAGUAAAACUUACAUCUAAAAUCUGGAUCUUUUGUAUUCUGAAAUCUUGCUUAUAACGAUGGAAAUUUUUAGUCCCUUUCAGACAAUAUAAUAUCUUAAAAUGUCUUAUUCCAAAUGCUGUGUAAUCUGGAUGGGGUGUUUAGGUUAGGAAGUUUUACUGUAGUACAUGUAUAUUGAGAGUCUUACUGUCUAAAGUGAAGUUUUCAUGGCAAGGUGGCACCUUUCCAGAACUUUCUGUAAUUAUGUGUACAUGUGAUUGAUUCAGAAUUCAUAGAAAUUAUUACAUUUGUACUUUUGUUUUCUCUUACAAUGUCUGUGAUAGAUCUUUGUAGAAAAAAUCACCAGCUUUGAUGAAUAUGAUCCACAUUUUCUUUUAACUUCACCAUCAAUUACUGUAUAUUAAUUGUCUUACACGUUGUGUUCUUUUUCAUCUUACAUUUGUUUUGUGUAUAAUGUGUAUUUCGUAUAAAGCAAUAAUUAAUCAUGACAAUGAAGUGUACAGGUAGAUGUGUAAUCUGUUGAUGAUAGAUUUGUUCUUGAUCAGAAGCAUAAUCUUUUAUCCAGUAGAGUUUGUAGUCAGCUGGCUGAGCCAGUAACACGGGCACAGCUGAGGCCCCCUAUUUAUCUACAGGUACACUGGGUUAAUGUAUUAUGGUGCUGUUUUCAUUUAUACAUUUAAUAGGUCUUAUGUCCUAAAUUAAUCAUAUACAGAGCUAUGCUUGGUGAGCAAGACCUUGCAUUUGUAUUGUCAUAAUAUUGUUUGUGUAUAUAGUUAUAUUAAAAAGACAUAAAUAAUGCUAGGCAGAAUUCCAAUACAAUACCUCUGUAAUAUUUCAUAUCUAUAUUAAUGAAACGAGUACUUCUCAAAUAUCUACACAUACAAGAAUCAUUAAAAUUACAGUAAUUAUUGAAAUGAAGGAAACUAAAAUCAUCCACAAUAUAUUCCAUCAUUAUAUGUAUUUAUUUAACAAAAAUAGUGAUUGUACAUCAAACAAACAAAUGGUUAAAACAUCCAAGUACCAACCUUCAGGUUGUGAGAUAAUUAGUUUUAUAAAGUAAUAUAGAUGUUAUCUGAGAGUAAGCCAUUAAAUUUUUUCUUGUGUCUAAAAAAUAUCAAAAUUUUGAAUGCUGCUGUCAAUAAUUUACAAAGGAGGGUUAAGCAAUCCACUGUACCUGUAUUAUAGUUAAGUUUCUGUGCUUAAUUAAGAACUGUAAAUUGUGAAAUUUUCAUCUGAAAUGUCUUCCAAUUCAUUAUGCAACUAUACUGUGUCAGCAGCAUUAAAUAAGCUCAAAAUUCAAGAUUAGAUAUGUCAGCUGGUUUUUUUCAGAAUUGAUAAAAAUUAGUUAAACUCGUUUAUUAUUUGGACAAGAUUUUGAUAGAUAUACCCCUUUGACAUUCCUAAUCUACUGUUAAUAUUUAUGAACUGCCUUGACUGUUAUGUUAUUUUCUGUGGUACUAAUACAAGUUAUGUCCCCUUGACUUUGUUAUACGAAUAUAUUAAAGAUUUUUUUAGUGAAUAGAUA